AUGGAGGAGGAUGACGACUGGCUCAAUGAUGAGUCCGGGCAGUCGUAUAGACAUCAAGGUGGUGCCGCGGACCCACUGGUCGAUGCAGAGUGGAACCGGCUGGCGACACGGUAUAGCGAUGCUGGCUACAGGGAAGGAAUAACCGAUGGAAAGCUUGCGACACUCCAACAAGGCUUCGAUCAGGGUUUCAACAGCUCUGUUCUUGCUUCUAGGCGUCUUGGUCAAUUGAGAGGAAGAGCGAAUGGUCUCCUGUCGUUCCUUCUCAAAACAGACAUACCCGCUCAAAAUGGCUCCUCUUCCGCGGAUCCGGCUCGAGUCGACCUGACGAUUUCGAACGUGCGAGAGUUCGUACGACUACUAGGAAACGUCAAGAGGGAUGAUAUCCUCCCUUUAGAUACGGAAAGGCUGGAGCACGAACGGAACGAGCAUCCAGACCAGGAUCAUGCUUUCGAGUUUGAGCGAAACGAUAAGCGUGAUAUGGAGGGACUGGAAGAUGCUAUGAGGGCCGUCUCGUCUGGCGGGGACAUAGUCGGCCCAAGACCCGAGACGCGGAAGGAGAACACAGACUCGGCGAGAGAUGCGUCCUCACUGGAUGCCCUCGAAAGGCAACUGAUUCAGCUGGAAGCCGCCAUCAUCGGCGACCAUCAGAUUUGA
This is a messenger RNA of Kockovaella imperatae, 654 nucleotides long. RefSeq lists its product as hypothetical. Lineage: Eukaryota; Fungi; Basidiomycota; Tremellomycetes; Tremellales; Cuniculitremaceae. Bases 1 to 654 code for a protein of 217 amino acids. The transcript has 2 exons. The record is from RefSeq and is a predicted model, not a curated record.